Messenger RNA from Panicum hallii, 2567 nucleotides. RefSeq lists its product as uncharacterized. The transcript has 4 exons. Bases 15 to 2567 code for a protein of 850 amino acids. The record is from RefSeq and is a predicted model, not a curated record. Lineage: Eukaryota; Viridiplantae; Streptophyta; Magnoliopsida; Poales; Poaceae.
AUAGAUUACCUGAUAUGGUACAUGAGUUGUUCGCAGCAGAAGAUGGGGGACAAAAAUCUAUGUUUAGGGUCAUAUUGGAAGAGAUGAAGCAAGAACUUUACCCAGGUUCAAGUACCUCAAGAUUCUCAUUCGUGGUGAAAUUACUUCAUAUCAAGUCAUUUUAUAAGAUAAGCAAUGCUGCAUUCAAUGGAAUCUUAAAGUUGUUAGUAUCAGCAUUCCCAGAGUGCUCUCUUCCCGAAUCAUAUGCUGCAGCAAAGAAACUCAUCCGUGCAUUGGGACUUGGAUAUGAUUCAAUCCAUGUGUGCCCGAAUAAUUGUAUUUUGUUUCGGAAGGACUAUCAUAAUUUGGAUGAAUGCCCGGUGUGUGGUUCGUCACAAUGGAAAGAUGGAGAAGGCAAGAAACGAAUACCUCAGAAAGUUUUACGUCACUUCCCAUUGAUUCCAAGGUUGCAAAGGAUGUUUGCUUCUAAAAGUAUAGCUGAGGAUGCACAGUGGCACAAGUUGAAGCGAAAAGAAGUGGACAAUGAGCUUAGCCAUCCAGCUGAUGGUGAGGCAUGGAAGGACUUUGAUAGAAAGUACAAGUGGUUCGCUAAAGAUGCAAGGAAUAUUAGACUUGGCCUUGCUACAGAUGGUUUCAAUCCAUUUGGGAAAAUGAGCUCCUCAUAUAGCAUGUGGCCGGUGUUUCUUAUCCCUUACAAUUUUCCUCCAUGGCUAUGCAUUGAGCAAUCCAACUUUAUGAUGUGUCUACUUAUUCCUGGUCGAGAGUGCCCUGGAAAGGAUUUUGACAUAUUUUUAGAACCACUCAUCGAAGAGUUGCAAGAACUUUGGAAGGGUGUCCCUACCUUCGAUGCGUUGAGUGGAAAAGGGUUUCACCUACAUGCUGCUGUUAUUUGGUGCAUUCAUGAUUAUCCGGCCUUGAGCACAUUGUCGGGUAGAGUCACAAGAGGGUACUAUGCUUGUGUGCGUUGUGACAAAUAUCCUUGCUCCAGAAGAAUAAGGAAUAAGAUAUGUUAUAUUGGACAUCGUCGUUUCCUUGCAAUGGACCAUCCAUGGAGGAAAAAGAAAGAUUUUGAUGGACAAAUUGAAAAACUUGGUAGACCAGAAGAAUUUAGUACAGAUGAGUUGAUGCAGCAAUUGGAAAGCGUGAAAGAUGUUAGGCCAGGAAAGCAUCCUGAAAGCAAAAAAAGGAGGAGAGGUGAUAAUGAUGAUUGCCAAUGUUGGAAGCGAAGGUCCUCCUUGUGGGACUUGCCAUAUUGGUCAAGUUUGAAGUUGCGGCAUAAUCUUGAUGUAAUGCAUAUUGAAAAAAAUAUAUGUGAGGCAAUCCUUGGUACAUUGCUUGGGAUUCCUGGAAAGUCAAAAGAUACUGUUAAUGCUAGACUUGAUUUGGAAGACAUGGGGAUAAGAAAAUCUUUACACUUGAAACGUAAUGGAAAUUCGUAUACUAUUCCGCCUGCCCCCUAUACAAUGGAUAAAAAACAGAGGCUUGUUUUCUUUGAUUUUGUGAGAAGUGUUAAGUUCCCUGAUGGAUAUGCUUCUAACCUUGCAACUUGUAUAACUGCUGAUGGAUGCAACCUGCAAGGACUGAAAACUCAUGAUUGCCAUAUCCUACUCCAAAGGAUUCUACCUGUUGCCCUCCGAGGAAUCAUGCAUAGGGACAUCUAUGAGGCAAUUGCUGAACUAGGGAACUUAUUUCAACAGUUAUGUGCCAAGACUCUCAAGUUAGAUGUUUUGCAUAAAAUUAAAUCUGAGAUUCCAAUUGUUUUGUGCAAACUUGAGAAAAUAUUUCCUCCUUCAUUCUUUGAUGUGAUGGUCCACUUAGUCGUUCAUCUCCCUGAUGAGGCAAUCCUUAGAGGACCAGUACAGUAUGGAUGGAUGUACCCAGUAGAAAGAAGGUUAUAUACUUUGAAACAUUCUGUUAGGAACAUGGCACGACCUGAGGGGUCCAUUGCAGAAGCUUAUGUUGCUAAUGAGUGCUUGCUUGCUUGCUCAAGGUAUUUUGAUGACCUUGACACACAUCACAAUCGGGAGGGUCGGAACAAAGAACGUGUUGAUUUUAGAAUGGGUGAUAUAUCUGUUUUCCAGCAUGGAGUUAAUUUCCUUGGAACCUCCAAGAUUACAUAUCUAGAACAUGAUUAUGAAAAAAUGAUGUGGUAUGUGCUAAACAAUUGUGAGGAGGUUGCACCAUAUAUAGAGAUGUACAGGAAGGAGUUAGAGAUCGAAGGAAAUUCUAAUGUUGAAGAAACUAUUGAGAAGCAAUUUGCUUCUUGGUUUCACAAGCAUAUUGCAAAACGGCAAUUCAUUGAUGGAGAAGAUGUGAAUGCGAAUCUAUAUGCUUUAGCGUGUUUUCAUAUUCAACCUAAUGAAGGAAAUUUGGACAAUGCACCGUUGAGUGAAGAAAAUUGUGUACAUGUUGAUGCAAGUGUGGUUGAUGAGCUUCGUCGCCAAAGAGAUGAUAUGCAAGAAAAUAAUUCAGGUUUAGAAGAAGAUGAAACUCAACUGCAGUACAUUAGUGAUGAUGAACAUCGAACAGUUCUUGACUAUGAAGAUGAAGAUAGCGAUGCCGAGUAG